AUUGACUUUAUCAGUCCAAGGACAUCAUCCGCUUGGAAAGGGGGGGAAGUUUGAUCCUCUUUCUCACGGAUCGCAGUCAACGGGAGUUUUUUCUCCCAACUCUCUUCGCAGAGGAUUUUCCCCGUUUGGCUUGGGUUUGUUUUUUUUUUUUUUAUUCUAGGAUUUUUUUUCCUCGCAAAACGUGGUAAAUCUCGACGCGGUGUCUGCAGCGUGCGCGCUCCGCUAAACUGGAUUUUAAUUUUGUUUUCUGUUUUCUCCCCGUCUCCUAAGUUUGCUUCAAGCUCAUGACUAUGUUGCUUGAUAGCGGUCCGCAGUUUGCAUCGUUAGGAGUGGGAGGUUUCGGGACACCGCGGCACCACGAGAUCGGCAACAGAGACCCGAGUCUGGGACUGAAUCCCUUCACCGAUUCCUCCCACUCCGCAGCUUUCAAAAUCAGCCCCGUGGCUCACGACAUCGCCUCUAGCCAGACGUCAGCGUUCACCCCGCAAGCCUCCGGUUAUGCAGCCGCCCUGGGACACUCUCACGGCGGGCAGGUGGGCUCGUACGGACCGGGUGCGUUCAAUUCAACACGGGACUUUCUCUUCCGGAACCGGGGCGUCGGAGAGCCAACAGCGCCGAGCGCCCAGCAUGGGAUCUUUGCAGCUUCGGCGGGGAGCCUCCACGGGCCGCCGGGGAUCACCGAUAACCCCGGGCAUCUGUUGUUUCCGGGACUUCACGACCAGGGGGUGAGCCACACUUCACCGAGCGGACAUGUGGUUAACAGCCAAAUGCAUCUUGGCUUGCGCGGGGACAUUUUCGGAAGACCCGAUCCUUACCGUCCGGUCGCGAGCCCUCGGACGGACCCCUACGGGGCUCAGCUCCACAACUACAACCACCCCAUCAACAUGAACAUGGGAAUGAAUGUGCCGACACACCACGGUCCGGGGGCCUUCUUCAGAUACAUGAGGCAACCGAUCAAACAAGAGUUAUCCUGCAAAUGGAUAGACGAGAACCAGAUGAACAGACCCAAAAAGACUUGCGACAGGACUUUCAGCACCAUGCACGAGAUGGUCACGCAUGUGUCCAUGGAGCACGUCGGCGGCCCCGAGCAGAGCAACCACAUCUGCUACUGGGAGGACUGCCCGAGGGAAGGGAAAUCUUUUAAGGCCAAGUACAAACUCGUCAACCACAUCCGUGUGCACACGGGCGAGAAACCGUUCCCGUGCCCGUUCCCCGGAUGUGGGAAAAUAUUCGCCAGAUCGGAAAAUUUGAAAAUCCACAAAAGAACACAUACAGGUGAGAAGCCGUUUAAGUGUGAAUUUGAUGGCUGUGACAGACGCUUCGCCAACAGCAGCGACAGGAAAAAGCACAUGCAUGUGCACACAUCAGACAAGCCAUACAUCUGCAAAGUGUGCGACAAGUCAUACACACACCCCAGCUCUCUCAGGAAACACAUGAAGGUACACGAGUCUCAAGGAUCCGAAUCCUCUCCAGCAGCGAGCUCCGGAUACGAGUCGUCCACACCGCCGGUGCUGGUCUCAGCCAGCACCGAGGACCCGACAAAAACACCGCCGUCAGCCGUGCAAAACACGUCUGGCCACAGCGAAGGACUGGCACCCAACUUUAAUGAAUGGUACGUUUGAAGCCCGAGGAGCGAGCCCUCUCCUCAAUGUGGACCACUGGGAUGAGGAGAAAUGAGGAUAAUAUUAAUUAAAAAGAAACGUUAAAAAAACAAUUCCUGUUCACUACACACACACACACACACACACACACACACACACACUAAUCACACACCAUCUCUCUCCAACACACACAUACACACACACACAAAUUGGAUUGGGACAACAACAACAACAACAACAACAGGAGAUGAGAGCAAAAGCCAGCAGCACGCAGGCCACGUCCGUUCUCAGGAUCACGAAAAAUUUGAUUCCACGUGUUUUGAGGAAAUCAGGAUAAACCACGAAUAAAUAAAUGAAUGAAAAAAAAAUAAAAAACGUAAUACUUUCUCAGUAUAAAUAAAUGGGUUUUUUAUCUUUUAGUUUACAGAUUUCAGAAGAAAAAAAAAUUGUUUUAUUUUUCAUUUUCAUGUAUUUUCUCAAAUUUUUAUUUAAAAAAAGAAUAAAAAAGGAAGAUUAUUUCAUGCUGUUUUAUAUGAAGGUGACACGGCUGCUGUCGCCUCUUCGAUUGAUUGUUGGAACUUCAAACAGUCUUAAGAAACGUGCCAAAGUCUUUGUCAUGAACUUGAACACAGAAAAAAAACAUCAUAAAUAAAUAUUAUACUCGUGAAUGUAUUUCCUUGUUUGAUGGGGUCGAAUCUGUUGUCAACGUCCGUUUUCAGGUGGAGAAAUGUGGUAUUAGGUUACGAUUGUUACCGUUGAAUAUAACGUUGCCUUUUGUUAAUACCGUUGUAAAUACAUAUCCAUGAUGCCAUAUUUAUCAAUUUGUAAUUUAAUUAUGGGUAUAAGUUCUGAAACUUAAAUGAUAUUUAUGGAAAUGUUUUCUAACAAGAACUGUACAGUUUUGGUCAUUAACAUUGAACAAAUGAUAAACUCUAAAGCUCCAACAUCGCGAUUGUAUCCUUCUGUUUUUUUGUUUUCCUUUUCUUUUUUAACCAAUAGGCCUACAUGUGUCUUAUUUGGAUCGAAGAAAUCAUCUAUAUGAAUAUUAUGGAUUUGUCUAUAUAUAAUGCAGAUAUUUCCGUCACUUUUAUUUUCUUUAUGAGACCAUUGACAUGUAAAUCAUUGACUUUGUAGAACUGAGUUCAGUUGAGCUGAGAAGCUAUAAAACGGUUCUGUUGAUAUCUUUAUUUUUGGUUAAAAUUUAAACUUUUUUUGUGUAUUUUACUUUUAUAGAAUCAGAAAUAGAUGUCAAUUCGUAGCAUAAACUCAGUACUGGAAAAAAAGAAGAAGAAUAAACCCAUCAGCCUAUUGCACUCCUAACACAGGUCUUAGGCGAGCGUGUGAAGGUCAUGAUUUCCAAAUCAAGGUGACACUAUUUUGAGUAUUUCAAAUUCGGGUCAUGCACCCAACUAUAUGCGCCAGUAUGGCACUCUUUAUAGUUCCAGCAAUGUCUUUGUGCAAGUAUGUUUAAAUGUGUGCAUCGGCAACAAUGGAACUGUCACAACACAGUAUCUUCAAAAAUAAAAAAAGUUUUUUUGUCUGUCAGCUUGCAUUGUUUUAAAUGUAAUUCUUCUGUGAAACUAAGCGUGUUAUUUGUUGUGGUGUUGCAUAUAGAGCAGUUUGAUUACACAUUUGCUUGUUUUGUGUGAAUAACUUGUCAAAGAUGACAUUUUUUGUGUUUAACAAAAAUUUAGUGGAAGGAAUUCUAGAUCUAUGUGGGUUGGGGGGAAAAUACGUUCAGKKRWAAAAAAAAAAAAAAGAAAACAAAAAAAGAAGAGUUACAGCAUUGCAUUGUAACCUAUUCUCAAGAAUUAAAUAUUAUGCAUACACAAAGUAUAUUGUACUCAUAUGAGAACAAUUUCAGACCACCAGCACUACUUUUAAAAUAAAAUGUAAAAAAAUGGUACCUCGUGACAGUGAUAUAUGAAAUAAGUUUAUUUAAAUAAUUUAAGGAAUAUAUGUUUUAUAUGCUAUUUUCUAUACCUUAAUUUAAAAGAAGUACUUUUUCUUAUUCCCACCACCUUUCUGCCCCGAUGUCCAGAGGUCAGAGGAAAAAAAAUCUGAUGUAUAAACACAGCUAGAAUGUCAUGUUGUAACACUUUCUGGGAGAAAUGGGUCACACUCCAAGUUAUUCCUGAAGAGCAAAAUGUUUUACUGAUGAACUGUGUCACUGUGCCACGUUGAGGCAAACCAUGUUACAGCAGCAGGCCUAUGCGUUCAGCUUAUUCAGCGACCAGAGGCAUGAGGUUCCUUGUACUUUUUAGGCUACUGUAUGUUGGUUGAUUUGUUUUACCAACUAUUUAUGAAGAAAUGUGAACGGAAAUUUUGACUGAAAUUAAAAAAAGACAUUAUGAAAAGCGA
Messenger RNA from Paralichthys olivaceus (Japanese flounder), 3962 nucleotides. RefSeq names its product zic family member 3 heterotaxy 1 (odd-paired homolog, Drosophila) (gene zic3). Gene Ontology annotation, biological process: regulation of transcription by RNA polymerase II. Gene Ontology annotation, cellular component: nucleus. Lineage: Eukaryota; Metazoa; Chordata; Actinopteri; Pleuronectiformes; Paralichthyidae. The record is from RefSeq and is a predicted model, not a curated record. Gene Ontology annotation, molecular function: DNA-binding transcription factor activity, RNA polymerase II-specific; RNA polymerase II cis-regulatory region sequence-specific DNA binding.